This is a messenger RNA of Onychostoma macrolepis, 4699 nucleotides long. RefSeq lists its product as uncharacterized. The record is from RefSeq and is a predicted model, not a curated record. The transcript is spliced from 7 exons. The coding region runs from base 2206 to 3273 and encodes 355 amino acids. Lineage: Eukaryota; Metazoa; Chordata; Actinopteri; Cypriniformes; Cyprinidae.
CAUUAAUUACAUUAAUAAUGUGCUUAGUGUACAGAUCUCUUUUUAGGGAUAACUGUAUUUUGGGGAAAGGUACACCAUCAUAGAUCUCACCAUAUAUCUGACCAAUGGGUGACUGAAGUUUAAUCUGAUGCCCUGCAAUCCACAGUGCGUAGAAUAUACCAUCUAGGUUUAUUUGUGUAGUCAUGUAUGCACCGCAUUCGACAUCCGUUGAAGUAUGACAGUAUGGCAAUGUUCGUCCGUAAGAAAUCAAUAAAAGGUCCAUUGCAGCCUGCAUCCACAUGUCAUUUUAUGGUCCUUUAAGUUCAGUUAGAACCAUCAUAAUGGCUGAUGCAUAUUGUGCAGAAAAAUGACAAGAGCUGCCUGAAAUUGCCAGUUCCAAUUUGCUUUGCUGACUUUAUAUCUCUUCUGCAAGUGAGGCUGUACUGGUUCUUCUAUCAGUCCACCUGGAACCAAAGGUUAUUACAGUGAACACCUUUGAAGAAGAUCUACUCUGAAUUUGACAAAGUGUUUUCUAUACAGCUGUUCUUGUAGACUGCUGCACCGUUAUCUGAAUUCAUUGGCAAGAAUAAUCUGCAGUAUGGAGCAGAUUGUUCUGCAAGACUGUCUGCACUGCAACACCAUCAAAUUGAGCGCAUCUUGGAAACGGUUCUGCACGACUCACAGAGUUUAUCUUACAUCAAUCAGCUAAGAAUUUUUGUUUUGUUUUCAGGAACGAAUAGUUGUAAAGUUAACAUGACAUUUAUUUAGUUUAAUGUGUUCCUGGUUGUGGUUGAUUCAUCAGCACUAGUUAGGGUAACUUUGUUUUCAUUACUUGAGGCAUUCAAAGCAUAACUUAGAAAUUAUUUUAUGAUUAACGACAAUGUGAGGACCUGGUCAGCUCUGACAUCUGUCCAUGCUCAGUCCGUAUUGUUCAUUAGAAAAAACAAAGCAGCAAUGCAAAGUUCAUCGACUCUACCCAUGCAUGUUGAACAAUUAGUUUUUAUAAGCUCACAAAAACUUUUAAAUAUCAGCAUUUCAACAUGCCAUGGUGGACAAACAGGCUAAUUGAGAGUAGAAGAGAUUUGAACAGGGUUUUGAUUUGCUUCUAGGCUGCUGGAAGCAUGAAAGUACAUUAGCAGUUUGUCGGCACUUAAGUGAACCCACUCCCAAUUUGCACGCUAAUGAGUCACGCAAAUGCUAUUAAAGGCCAAUUUACAGUGGCCCGAUUUGCAUCAGAGGUGUGAUGGCUAGCCGUGAUCAUUCGUUCAGUAGGACAGAUGUAGGCCAUAAUUGUCACUUCACAAUAUGUCCUCCAUAUUAAUGCUAAUUUUAGAUAUUUCCACAAGUAUCCCAUGAAAUUCUACUACAAAGUUAAGCUUUCUUUCUAAAAAAGACUAUAAGAAGCCUAUGGCAGGCAGCCUCCUUCUUCCAAACUGUGAUGAUAUUAUUGUGAGCAAGCCAAAAAAAAAAAAAAAAGGCUAAUCAACAUUAUAGAUGAAAUGUGUUUUGUAAUGAUGACGAAGUGUUUGACUGCACUGCCCUAUGGGAGAUCGCAGCAGGAGGCCGUAAAAAGCACACUGCAGAUUAAUGCUUCCCUACUGCUGACAGAUCCUCCAUGGCCUGCUGAGCAGCUGCUUGUAGCUGCUUUAAAGCCUGAAGCUUAAUGUUUCACCUCUAAGCCGGAUUUAAACAAUGCAAGGAGACCUCACCCCCAAAAGGGGAAUAUAACUCAUAUUAUCUCACUAAUGACACUUACACUAGCUACGUGCCAGAGUAAAGUCUCUGCACUGACAAAUGUCUGUAUUUUGAGGCAGUUUUUCAGAACUGGAGUGCUUGUUGAUUUUAAGGUGGAUGAAAGGUUUUUAGGGCAUGUCAUGAGCUCAUUCUGUUGCCAGGUAACCAACUGUGUAGUAUAAUAUUAUGCAAAUAACAUCUGUUUUAUUUUGAGUCAAGGUUUGUUUUGCUUCUGUUCUGAUAUUAAUAACCCUUUGCAAAUCAUUUCACAAAAAAGGGUUGUUCUCAACUCUCUGUGGGGUCCCGGGACACAACUACCCAAUCAGCAGCUGAGAGCUUUGUUGUCUUGGAUUUUGACUGGUCUGUUAAGGUGGUCAUGGUAAUGUCCUGAUUUCAGUAGUUUGGAUUGUCCUCAGUAUGAAGCGGCAGCUAGCCUUUCCACUGAGAGGUCUUGUUGAUAUUCUGCAUGCCGGUGGAUGAAUAAGAAUCAAGAUGGGCUUUUCUGGCAAAGGCUUUCCAAUGGAUGGGAAUGGAGACUGGCCCUCCAAAAAAAUCAGGAAACACAGAAGUCAGUCCCCUUUUCGUGAUGUUUCACCUGUACCAUCGCAUUUCUCAGAACCGGCCUCAUUCCUGCAACACAGGGAUGUAAUUGCCAGCCUUCCGUGUCUCCCUGGCGUAAAGGGGCCACUCAGGGAUGAAGAUGAUGACGAUGAUGUUCGGAGUCAUAAGAGCUUGCCAGCGGUAAUGACUGGACUAACCCUCCAACCCAGAGACAAGAGGUCAUACAGACAUUCUAAGAAUCACAACAUAUCCGGUUUACCCCCUCUCAUAAGUGCCAGGUGCAGUUUGAUUGUAAAAGGCACUGGAUUCAAAACUGUCCCCAAACUCCCACCAAUCACCAAAUCCAGGAGUACUUGGAAGGAAACAGACCCCCCAAGACCACCUUGUAGGUCUGGAUGCAGGCCGGACAAAAUGGAAUUCAGUUCAGCUAAACCUGUUCAUGCAUUGAUGCAUCCAAAAAUUGUACCUGUCGGGCAGACGUCUCUCUCUUUCAAGGUGCAUAGCGUUCAAGGAAAUGGGCCCUGCUUGCUUCCUGCCAAAGCCUCUGGAGUGUCCCCGAGAUCUCGACUCACUUUCCAAAGUCCUGUAGUGCAGGCAGUGUACCCUAUCAGUCCUGACACCAUGCAACAGAUGAGGCAGACUGACAGAGCGUGCCAGCCCCUGAGGUCUGUGCUGAAAAAAGCACCAAACGGAGGAGUAUUUGACUGCCCACUGGCAGCCCACCUGCUGGAGCCAUUUUCUGGGUUCCAGGAGCAUCUGUGCCGCCAGAUCCUACACUCUCCACUGCCUUAUCGUGCAGCUCUGCCACAGGUCCACUUUCCUUGUCUCCAGGACCAGGUUGUUCUGUUGCCUGCACACAGGGCCUUGUACGAUUCCCUGAUGGAACGCACCGUGGAGCUGUGCAACUCCCAAGGACAGAAGCUUCCCAAAAUCACCAUGACUUGCCCGACGCCUUCUCCAAAACACCUGUGCCGCACAGAAUUUCGGCAUGCGGCUUAAAGGAACAACCAAGAUGGCUGCCGAGUAAUCUAACAUGAUUAAUUGGACUUUAGUGCUGCGCGGUGCAGUUCAAAGUUAAUAUUGAUCUGUGCACAAAGGAUUACAAAACGAUCACCAAGACCACCAAUUCAUUUUGUUCAGAGAAAAUAAAGCCAAAACAGACAUUUGUGCAAUCACUUGGCACUUUUCCUGAUUGCUCCGCGAUUAUUGGACUCACGGUCAUAAUGUUCUCCUGUGCACGACUCAAGUUAUUGCUGUAUAACCAUUCAUCUUUCAUCUGGUUGCCAUGGAAGCCCUAAGGAUCAUUAAACUGUCAGAAUUGGACCCUGGGGGCUGCACUGUUCCACAGGUACAGGAAGUGCCUCUGAGGAGCAUUAUAAAGUCAUGCCGUACAAUUUCCUGGGUGUUAAGCUCCCGGGGUAGGAAUCAUAAGUCUGUCUUACUGAGGAGGAAUGCAAUAAUGGCCUUUCUUUUUAAAAUCAAUACAAUUUUCUCAGUUGAGAAGAAUCUAAGGUGUAAUAGGGGCCAAGGGCAAUUUUUAAAGUUUCCAUCAUAGCCUACUACAGAUGUAUCCCCCAUCUUUUGGUAUAAGAAUGUGUAUUUGUGUGCAUAUGUGCAUGUGUAUUUGCUAGAAGUAACUGUACCAUUAAUAGACCUAUGAUAGAGUAAUAUUGACUUAUUCGAAGAAGUCACCCUCAUUACAUCACCUAUUGUAGCAGUGGUUGGGGAUUAUUGCAGCAUUUGAAAAUGAACAACCUCCAGUACUGGUUCCUAAUUUUUAAGGUAAUCUUUUAGGAGCAGAAUGUGUUUAAAGCAAUAUAAUACAUUACAGUUACAUUAUAAAAUGAAUUAUUUUACAUUGAUUAGUUGAUUUUCAGGUGAUUCAUGUUCAUUGCACAUUUGAUCUGAAUUUUAAUUCAGUUAUUUUUAUGUUAAAACCGUUACUAUUGCUCCCAACCUCGUGGCCAUGAGGAAAUCUUCUAGAGAUAGAAAGCAAUCAGUUUGUUUUGAAGAUUUCUUGGCAGUGAAUUGAUUUGACUCUUUCUAAGGCUUGAAGAGAAUUUAACUGAGGAUAUGCUGAAUAUGUGUCACUGCUUCAGUGAAUUUAGGAUCUAAAGACAUUUUGUGUUUUACAAUUGCUCUUGCCCCAAACCUUCAAUUAUUUAGCAUGUAAAGCUGCCAUGUCAUUUAAAAGCCAGUUAUAACCAGAACGCUUUAUAAUAUUAUAUUUUUCAUGUUUUACCUUUAUUUAAACUAAUACUGUUGAGGAGGAGAGUGUUAUUGAUUUCUAAUGAUUAAAGGGAUAUGGGAACUUGUUCACAUUAUUGCUAAACUUAAAACAAUGGUCCAAUGACCAGCUUCAGUUUCUGACCCAGCACUGUGUUGUCAUGCAGAAAUAAAGCACAUAUUUAAGUUCAUUUAAAAA